This is a messenger RNA of Purpureocillium takamizusanense, 3127 nucleotides long. RefSeq lists its product as uncharacterized. The record is from RefSeq and is a predicted model, not a curated record. The transcript has 3 exons. Lineage: Eukaryota; Fungi; Ascomycota; Sordariomycetes; Hypocreales; Ophiocordycipitaceae. The coding region runs from base 365 to 2911 and encodes 848 amino acids.
AAGCUACCCUAUUCGAUGGCGAACAUCUUAUGUCGUGCCGCCGCAUGUGCAUUUGUCUUCGCACAGAAGCAUGCGCCUCAUUUGGUCUCAGCGCCGGACCUGUCGCCAGUUGCUCGCGCUUCAGACUCGUGUCAUGUACGUCGCAUUGAGGGCAUACGCCUGCCAGCUGUUGGAUAUCUCAACUCCCAUUGCUCGCAAGAAAUACGGAAAGAGCAAACAACUCGUACCUGCCAUCGGACUAGCGAUAAUUACACACGGAUUAAACGCAGCAUAGACCACAAAUAUUUGCCAAAGUGUAAGAGUGCGACCAUCGUUGCGGUCACUCCGAUCCUGAAGCGCAUCGUUCCGCGACGAAACACGCACCAUGGGAUCUGUCACUGAGAUGGAGUCCGCUUACGAGUACGGCCGUUGCUCUGGAUGUUUUCGAAACCAUCAACUACCACCAUUCUCCCUUCGCAGCCACACAGCGUCUAUUCAAUCCUCGACUACAACACCAGAGUCCCAAGGUCACGACCACGAACCAAACCUGCGGACCUGGUCUAUCCCUCGUCCAAACAUACAACCGGACUCCGCCCCAGAUGGGCAAUCCGACGCCCCUAAUUUGACACCGCGAGCGCCUCCGAUUCUGCCACGGUUUUGCACAGUCAAGAACGUCACCUUGCCUGUGGAUGACCUCGAUCUUGGCUCACUUCCGGAGAGUGAUUUCGCCGAGUAUGCCAGGUCUGUUGCAUCUGUGCGGACUUGCCUCCUUCGCGAGGCCUGGCUGCCCCUUUGCCCUGUCGCGGUGGAAAACGAUGAGUCUUUGGCAUUUCCAGCAGCCUCCACGAGUUCACAUCUGGUCUUGCAACAGCAAUUAGCAGACGAGGCGAUUGAAGCAGCUGCUGAUGCAAUGACACCCAUAAAUCCGAAUAUGGGACUAUCACUGCCUCCCGGCCGACCGAUAUGUAUCACACCGCCGCUUUCUCCUGUUUCCAGCUCUGAACCGGCCUCACCAUUCAUACCGGGACCAGACGGUAGCAUCGUUGACCUCGUGUCUGAAGCAAGCAGUCCAGUUCCGCCUCUGGUGCAGCAACUCCAAUCACAGCUGCGCUACGGAGGUCUCGAUUCAGACGUCGCGGCCCCGCCUACCACUGUUACCACAUCGCCACUGCUGACUUGUCUAGACUACGAGUUGGGCCAAACGUCGAUCGCUGACCUGAUUGUCGAUGUACCUUUGUCUGCUGUGAACUCGGAUCCUCCCUCUGCGAACGAAACCUUGACCGCAAUCCGACUUCCUGUUAUGCCAGAUAGUUCCGAUUCGACUUCCCACGAAGAGAUCUGCGACAAAUACUUUGACGACGCGCUGGUGACCUUUCUGGACAGUCGUCGUUCCGAACUCUCCGCCAUACUUGAUCAUGAACAGCUAUGCUCCUACGACACCAACUCACGUAUCCCAGUGCCGUCUGUGGACACUGAAACCCCCGAGGCACAGGGGCCAUUUGAUACGUGGACAGCUAGACAGCACCUCUCCAAGCUCCUCGUCGGGUCAUACGCACUGAUGGGACACCUGGUGACUAGCAUAUCGCAGACUGCAUUGCUUGACAGUGAGCUGAGAUGGAAUCCACUACCGCGUGGUGUUGGGAAGUUAAGUCUCCAUGAAGAGUUGACUCAGGCGUCGGCGAGCCAGCAGGACGACUUUCUCGAGGAUCGGCCAUGGAUACAAGUCCUCACAAUGCGCGACUCGAUCAGAAUCAAAGCGACAGAAGACCCAGAGCCGGAGUUGUCAGAUGUUUCAGAACCUGCCACCGACGAUACACUCGCCUGUCACACAACGGAAACCGACAUUCGACAGCUCCCUUUAGACAUUUCCCGAGCUGUUCCUCAGCAGCCAACAGGAUUUCCGACUGUUGGGCAUGGUGAGAUUGUUGACGACAACUGCCCGCGAAGCCUGCACGCCGAGGACAUCUCAAGCACCGCUAGGCUCUUGAACGACUUCAUUGCCUUGCGGGGUGUUAAGCGGCGGCGGCUAUCGGGCUCAAAAACGCUGGGACAAGGCCCAACUCGACAGGCCGCUCAGCCGCAGUUGUCAGCGACUCGCCAUCGGCAACAGUCAGUGCCUCAACAUCAGAAAGAGCCGAGGCGAGCACCGCAGCCUGUCUUCGAGAUACCGGACCAGAAAGGGCCCUGCAUUGUGUCACUGACGCUCGAUCGAUCCAUCAUACGUCAGUUGGAGACCUACUUGCCGCCGGAGCUCUUGGUCGACCGAGACUUCUCGUUGCUUGGCGCUGAUAGACCUUUCCCCGAAGCGGGAACUCAAGGCCAAUAUGACUGCUUGGCUGCGAUAGACGCCGAUGUAUGCCUGACACCAACGAUGGGGCUUAUAGCCACGAGCCUCGUCAAGGUUAGGCAAAAGCCUCUUCCAGGGUCACAAGGGCGCGCCCCUCUUCGGGACCGGAUAUACAAUGCCAGUCUCAAAUACGAGACUUUAAUCGUUCUCGUUUCCGAGUCGAAUAUGGCGGGCGAGUUUAGCGGUAGUCUCAGCCCGUCCGACUUGGCGUCGUACGCCGACUUUGCUCGCUUUGCGAAUAGCCUUUGUACAAGGGUACCGACAUUUCUUGUUCCAGGCGCCAACGGCACACUUGCGCAAUGGAUUCUGGCCUUCUUGUGUCAUUGCAGUACAGGGACAGCCAGUCUCGCAAAUGUCAUCACUUUGGAAGAAUCACCCUGGGAGCUUUUCUUCCGUCGAGCUGGGUUGAACGCCAUGAGUGCUCAAAUCAUAUCCAAGUCUCUCCUUGCGGAGUAUGGAAAUUCUGGCCUUGCAGAGUUCCUCGACUUGCCGAUGCAGAUGAAGAUUGCAAAGUAUGGCACCGUGCUAGGAGGGCAUAAAGCGCUCGCCAGAUGUAGCAGGCUGCUGGGUAGGUCCUGGCUUUGACAGGGGCCGACACGGGAUUCAUUGCGUAGAUCUUGGCACUUUUGCUUGUUAUAUGGUAACAGCACUUGCGACUUGGCCAUAGCAGGGGAUCAUAGCCCACUGAGCCGGCCCAAGAAGACAUCUACUACCCGUUCUGGGUAUACCGUAUAUCCUGUAUCAGUUCUUUAUGCACAGAGUACAGUCGUGUAUCAAAAUUGCCGUCGUGGAGCAACCGAC